Melanotaenia boesemani (Boeseman's rainbowfish) is the source of this 2278-nucleotide messenger RNA. RefSeq lists its product as uncharacterized. The record is from RefSeq and is a predicted model, not a curated record. Bases 1260 to 1964 code for a protein of 234 amino acids. The transcript is spliced from 3 exons. NCBI's taxonomy places the organism in Eukaryota, Metazoa, Chordata, Actinopteri, Atheriniformes, Melanotaeniidae.
UCUUUGUCUCUGGAUCAGAGGUGAAGCAGCUUCCUAUGAAUGAUAGAAGUGCCACAAAAGAAGAAAUCUGGAAAAGAGAAAGGAAAUAAACGAGGAAAUAUUAAGACAAAUACAUAAAAUAUUUUUCUAUUUUUUAAGUUUAUUUACACAUCAAAAGCAGACAUAGAUCCCAAUGCAGAACCCUGAUGAGGAAAACAAUGGAAUGGAAAGAAAGAAGUAAAACAAUCCUCAAACCCAUCUAAAACUGUAACAACAAAUAAAACCAACAUGUAUAAACUAUAUAUAAGAGAAUUAUAUAAUAUAAGAGUAUUUAUAAGACUGGCCCACCGGGUAUUGAUGGGAUGACAACCAUGCCUAUGAAAAAUAACUUUCUUAUGAGACUGCUAAUACACUGCCUUGUUGAUUUAUGUACUUUUCUCAUAAACUUAAACCAACACCAUCCAUCCUGUCUCAUUAUUUUAUACAACAUCUAGCGGAAACUGGAGAUAUGAUUAAAAAGAUCAUAUUAGGAAUACUGCUUAAGGUGAGAAUAAUAAUAAUAAUAAACAUAACAUUAAGAAACCUUUAUUAGUCCCUCAGUGGAGAAAUUUCUUUGUUGCAGCAGUACAGGUGCAGUAGCAGAAGAACACACACACAAAAAUAAGUAAUAUAGUAAGUACAGUAUAUGGUCUGACAGGUAUUAAAAAGAAAUGAAAUUACCAAAUGAAAUGUCUUUACACUGGAACAAAUACAGAUAUAAGGCAGCUUCGUCCUGCUGGUGUUCUGCUGUGGGUGGUGAUCUAAGAAUGCCUGAAACAUGGCGGCUCAGGCGGGCUAGUCUAUGCCCCCGCUUUCUCUCUCCUGUUCUUUUCUCUCUUGUUUGUUCUUUGUCACACCCUCACCAGGUUCUCCCCUACUCCACACCAAUUUCUCCUUGGAUUGCUCAUACUGUAAGUCCGCACCUCUUGCAGCCAGGCACUCUCUGGACUCCUAAUCAUUCACGCCUGUCUCCAGUCUCUUCACCAGUCCUUAUAUUCUCCAACACCACUCACUUUCCCUGUCGGACCUUAACGUUGCUACAUUCAUGGACGUCUCCUCUUCCCCUUCCUUGCUCCGUGGGUCCAGGAUGAUCAGUCUACUCCUGCAUAACUGCCAGUGGUAGGACCAUUCCUCCGGUUCACCCAUGUUUCAUUAAAGUAUGUUAACCUUCUUCUGUCUCUGACGGUUCCAUGUGUAACAGAAGGUCUGACCUACAUGAGCUGGCCUUAUGAGGAACCCACAUGCUGCCAACACUUGGAGCAUUGUCCAUACCUGGACAAGGACUCCUAUUUGAACAGUCCAGCAGGGUCUUAUCUACCCUUCGUAUGGGUGGCAACCCCCAACAGGUCCACGUCUCCUGUGUCCCCGCCGGCUCCCAGGUCCACGUCUCCUGUGUCCCCGCCGGCUCCCAGGUCCACGUCUCCUGUGUCCCCCCCGGCUCCCAGGUCCACGUCUCCUGUGUCCCCCCCGGCUCCCAGGUCCACGUCUCCUGUGUCCCCGCCGGCUCCCAGGUCCACGUCUCCUGUGUCCCCGCCGGCUCCCAGGUCCACGUCUCCUGUGUCCCCGCCGGCUCCCAGGUCCAUGUCUCCUGUGUCCCCACCGGCUCCCAGGUCUGCUACGGCUCCGCUGUGUCCGAUGUCAGCGCCACGGUCCUGCCCAGGUCUUUAGCGUUCGAUGCCAGCUCCCAGUUUCACGCAGCCUCCGGUGGUUCCUGUUUCCUAGGAGGUCUGUGGUCGAGACGCUCCUCACCGGCCAGCCAUAAAAUGUCAAUCAUCUGCUUGACGGUGUUUUCUGGUCAGAUUACACACAUGUGUACAACAGAGGGUGGAGGACGCAAGGAUGGAAGACGCAAGGAUGGAGGACACAAGGAUGGAGGAGACAAAGAUGGAGAAAGAAGGAUGGAGGAGAGAAGGAUGGAGCUGUUAGUCUGUAUGUUUCAGUCAUAGUUGUUGUUGUUAUUGGUGGAGGUGUUAAUUUAAUACUUUUUAUAAGAAGCCAGAGAUCAAACCUUCCUCCACCUGCAGCAACACCAAGAGCAGGUCUAAAUAUUUGUUAUUUCUCUCUCUGAACAUCAGAGCUCUGAGUGUCCUGCUUCAGUUUCUCGUCCUAAGUGGCAUUUCAACGCCGUGAGAGUAUAAAUCCAGCUUUGGUGCUUCACAAGAUUACUUGUUAUUCAUCUUCAUAUAUGUAAAAUAAAUUUUAUGGGUGUGAGAAUCAAGUUUUUGUCUUCAUGUCAGAUUCAGCUUAAAGGUGGAGGAUC